AUGCUGCGGCCGCCGCGUGCCACUUAUGAUUACACAUCUGCGUUGAAGCGCCGUGAAAACUAUAUCGCUUCCCGCAUCGUCAUCAAACGGGUUUCCUGUGUGCUGCACGUGCGAUUGCUGGCUCUGCCCCUUUGGCUGUCCGCGCAUCUCCCAGCUGCCUAUGCGCUCUUGCGCAUCCCCUUCGCCUCCAUACUGCACGUCUUGGUCACCAUCCCGCUUCUCUGCGCCACGGCCACCGGCACCAUUUCUAUUUCUGCGAUGUACUCGGUAUCCACCGAACCCACAGAGCGCAAGGACAGCCAGUGCAAUCAGUGCGCCCACGAUCACCGCACCAAUCACGCCCGCCACGGCCGGGUUCAUCCAGCCGGGCUUGCAAAUCUUGCACCAGUCCGUAGCGUCUUUACCAAUGGAACGCAUCUUGUCCAGGAAUGCGAGCACGAUACACAAAGCGCACAUUCAAAUCCUCCGGCUUGGGGAAAGCAGCCGCGUCUUUGGGGUCCUCGCCCACAAGCUCAAAGACGACGGCGGCGCCGGGCGCCGUGA
Messenger RNA from Akanthomyces muscarius, 543 nucleotides. RefSeq lists its product as uncharacterized. The coding region runs from base 1 to 543 and encodes 180 amino acids. The transcript is spliced from 5 exons. NCBI's taxonomy places the organism in Eukaryota, Fungi, Ascomycota, Sordariomycetes, Hypocreales, Cordycipitaceae. The record is from RefSeq and is a predicted model, not a curated record.